Trachymyrmex septentrionalis is the source of this 598-nucleotide messenger RNA. RefSeq lists its product as uncharacterized. Lineage: Eukaryota; Metazoa; Arthropoda; Insecta; Hymenoptera; Formicidae. The coding region runs from base 1 to 516 and encodes 171 amino acids. The record is from RefSeq and is a predicted model, not a curated record. The transcript has 3 exons.
AUGUUUAUUGCUCCUGAUAAACUGGAGGAGUCGACAUUGCGGCGAGAUGAUGACAACUUCUCUCUGGUAACUGUAACAAGCGUUUCCCUGCAGGAGAGCACAGGCAGCACUUUCACUGGGUCAGUCUACACAAAUUGGGAAGAGAAAUUCGCCUGUCACUCAUUACAGGGCCGAGGUCGCGUUUUCAGCUAUCGAAAGAGAAGGACUUACUUCGGCGAUGGAGUCUUCAGCGCACCAGCUGGCGUCUGUCCGCGUCAUGUUACUUCAUCAGUCAUUCGUCGUAAUACAGGCGAUUCUCGGCUUGUGUUUGUUUGGCCGCAGAAAACCAGCCGGAGUCGACUCUCGAAUGUCCUUGUGCCCCUUCUACGUGGUAUCCUAGUUGGAUUAUUAUUCAUAGACGCUCUUCAUCUAUGGCCUGGAGAAUUUUUACCCACAUGUCUACCGCCGACCAUGCCAAUUACUCUACCGCCGGUCAAAUGUAACGUCAUUGAGCCGCGUUGGUACGAUAAUAACUGAAUUUUUGCAUCGCCUAAUUAUGUUCGCAUAAAUAUAUAUAUGUUUGCGAUAUCGCGAAUAUAAUUUUAUUAAAACACUAUAC